CGUCGCACAUUUAACAUUGUUUUGGAUUUCGUCGCGGGAAGAUGACGUAGUCUACACGACAAGAAAACACUUAAUGGGUGUUGGAGCAAAGAAACAGAGAGGACGAAUGCAUUCCUUCGGGGACGUCCUCACGACGUGACGUUCAUAUAGCUGCCGAUGUUUAUGAGAUAUUUUGCCAGGUUUUAUUCAGCUAUGGCUGGACCCAGGCCUGUGGUGUUGAGUGGCCCAUCCGGGGCGGGGAAAAGUACUUUGCUCAGGAAGCUCCUGAAGGAAUACAGCGGCGUCUUUGGCUUCAGUGUCUCACAUACAACAAGAAAUCCACGACCCGGAGAAGAGAAUGGCAAAGAUUACCACUACGUCACGAGGGAAGCCAUGCACGCCGCCAUCGACAAAGGCGAUUUCAUUGAGAACGCAGAGUUUUCUGGGAACCUGUACGGAACGAGUAAAGCGGCUGUGCAAGACGUUAAGGACCGCAACCUCAUUUGUAUACUGGAUGUAGACAUGCAGGGGGUGAGGAACAUCAAGAGCACCGACCUCAAUCCUAUUUACAUCUCCAUCCAGCCUCCGUCUUUGGACGUCCUGGAAAAUCGUUUAAGGAACCGGAAAACGGAGUCAGAGGAAAGCCUCCAGAAGCGCUUGCUUGCCGCCAAGAUGGACAUGGAGUUCAGUAAAGAAGCCGGCGUGUUUGACGUCAUCAUUGUCAACGACAACUUGGAAGAUGCUUACGGCCAGUUAAGAGAUGCUCUCCUUGAGGAAAUUAACCAGGUCAAGAAAGUCAACAUGUCCUCGUAGGAGACGGGCAUUGUAAUGCCAUUUCUAAUCCCAGUCACUCCUGUUUAAAACGUCUACUACCCUCAUUGUUAACAUUCCAUCCAAAAGGUAGUCUGAAGGAAAAAAAAAAAAGACAUCGCCUCCUACUGGAUGUCUAAAGGUGUAGGUUUACAUGGUGUGUAGACAUGUAGUUCAUACUCAGUACUGUAAUGUGGAUCCUGUAUUUUUUAGUAUUUACAUUUGUACAAUAAAAAAAAAACUCAGCUAUUGUAUGAUUAUGUGACUGGUACAGUAUGCAGUGAUCAAAAUGUUAACGACUAAUGGCAAAUGUUACUGAGGUCAUUCCGACAAGUUGAAGAGCUGGUCUGUCAAGCUCAGCCGCAGCGGCGGCGGCACUGUUGACUGUGGAUGGUAAGCCCUGAACAUUACAUUGGAUUUAAAAGGGGAGCAUGCAAGUCAGCUGAAACCAUGUAUAUUGAAAUUCCAGUUAACACUUCUCUACAUUUGUGCUCAUAAUGUGCUAACUUAAGUUUGGUUUGCUAAAAAGAAACAAGAUGUGUUGUUUUAGGAUAAAAACAAUAUUUUAUGUGUUUAAUAAACAAGUAAUCGUGUCUUUUAGAAGAGCUUCAAUAGAACAAUUAAAGACGUUUUAAGAUGUUUUCUUUUAUUGUAUACCUGCAGACUCAAGGAAAGUCAAUUAAACAGCCUGUUUGUCCAGUUAUUACUACUAUUAUAUUUUUUCUUCAAUGACUCACUUAACUUGGUUCUCCCAUGACAAUCCAUAUUUGGGUGUGGAUGAGAGCAAUGUUCCCACUACUUUUUCAAGUGUUUGAGCGUACACACAAACAGCCCGAGCAUUGCCUGCUGUGAGCGCCUUCAGACAUGCACACUUGUAGUAUCACACCUGUCCAAAACCUGACAACUUCAUGUACUCCAAAUUCCAAUGCAGUAUAACCACAAUGGGUACAAAAGAUCAGCAUGGCUUUCUUUUAUAAGGCAUGUAAAAGAAAGGCGAUGUAUUUCCUUUCUGUUUUGCAGCAGCCUGUUCUGGCACAACUUCAUUCUGGAACAUUACUUGAAAGUAAUGCCAAAGAAAAAAAUCGCGCAAACUCUGCAUAAUGCUUCCUGUAUUUGUUUUUCAUGCCACACCUCAUCAAAAUAAACACGUCCCAGUACCACAUGCACUGUUAAGCCACUUAUUCCACACUUUUUAUUCAGACAGCCAGGUUUCACUUCACAAUCAUCCCUUGCUCAAAGAGGGAAAACGCCCAUAUUCAACUCUUGUUCUUUUGAUCUCACAUACUGACAUCCAGUGGCAAUGUUACAAAAUUUUCAAAUGUGUAAAUCAUGUCUGAUGAAGUAUAUCCGAUGAAGCACGACUUGAACUUUACUAUGAUACCAUAUUCACUUCUCUACCCCAAAUAUUAAAGAAGUUAGACAGAUUUUAUAGCGGGAAGUCCUCAUUUGCUUUUACACUGUUGUUAUGAAUAAAGUUUAUUUUUGAAAAAAAAAAAAA
Doryrhamphus excisus (bluestripe pipefish) is the source of this 2287-nucleotide messenger RNA. RefSeq names its product guanylate kinase-like. NCBI's taxonomy places the organism in Eukaryota, Metazoa, Chordata, Actinopteri, Syngnathiformes, Syngnathidae. Gene Ontology annotation, cellular component: cytosol. The record is from RefSeq and is a predicted model, not a curated record. Gene Ontology annotation, biological process: purine nucleotide metabolic process. Gene Ontology annotation, molecular function: GMP kinase activity.